AUGCUGACUUUCUUGUAUUUUCCAUACAACUUGGGGCUUAACGACUCUGGCAGCUUGAUGUUUCGCAUGGGAGCAGAGGAUUACACAGUAGAGGAGGCGACUGCGCAUCUCCUGAACUUUGCCAAGGACUUAGCUGAGGUCACGGUGGACGGCACCGCAGUCUCAGAGACGAUCCUCACCGUACCCUCAACUGCUACUAUGCUCCAGCGUCGAGCAAUUCUCCACGCGGCUAGGAUUGCCGGGCUGCCUAAGCCACAGCUUAUCCAUGAAACAUCAGCUGCAGCUCUUCAUCGAGCUUUGGAUCUUUCUCUUGGAGGUGCAGGAACUCCGGGUACUAACACCUCUGACGCAGUGGAACCCAAUAGGUCCAACACAUUGUUCUUCAACAUGGGUAGCCAUCAUGUUGAGGCUUGUGUUGUCCGUUAUGCAGGCGCCACUUACCAAAACAAGGACACAGUUGCGGUCAAUGUCAUCGGUUGCGGGAUCAGCAACGAGCUGGGAGGACAUCAAGUCGACCUCAUCAUUGCUGACAAGAUGCUAGACUCCUUCAAGGCAAAGCACCCAAAGUUGAACGAUGUGGACAAGUCCGUCAGGGCCAUGAAGAAGCUUGAGAAGCAGGCUGUUGCGUUGAAGCAUGUGCUCAGUGCGAACAAGGAGGGCCAGUUCAGAGUGGAGUCCUUGUAUGAAGACACGGACUUUGCGCAGCAGGUCACACGAGAUCAGUUUGAGAGCUGGACCGCAGACCUGUUUUCCAGAUUCCGGGCUCCCAUCGAGGAUGCUUUGAGCAUCUCAAAUACCAGCCUCAGUGACCUGGAAGCUGUUGAGAUGAUAGGUGGUGGAUGGCGUAUUCCAAGGAUACAAGCGUUGCUGGCAGAAUACCUGAAGGAAAUGCGCCCUCCAAGCGCAGAAGUCUUGAAUCUUAGUCAGCACGUGAAUGGCGAUGAGGCUAUGGCCACCGGAGCGGCCUGGUAUGGUGUGAACUCAUCUGUCAGUUUCAGAGCCAAGAAGAUAUAUUUCACUGACAUCACGCCUCAUCGAUAUGAUUUGGUGAUCACGCCCUUGAAUGCUUCGCAGCUGCACGAAGAUGGAUGGAUAAAAGGCGUUGAGCUUUUUCCAGCCUUUGGGAGUCUUCGAGCCAAGAAAACUGUGAAGAUGAAUGUCUCCUUUGACCUGAAGGUUACCUUGUUGGAGAACGGCAACCCACAAAGUCAUUGGGAGUUUACAGGCAUCCAUGCAGCUACAUCGCAGUAUGCAGAACUGAAGAAGCCGCUAGUUUCACUGAAAUUUGACUUGGACGGAAGCGGGGUUGUCUUGGUGUCCAGCGCCACAGCAAUCUUUGACCAGCGGCGGACCAUGUCGCCUCAGGUGCGUGCACAGCUGGUUGCAAUGCUCACCCCAGGCCAGUCACGCUGA
Molecule: messenger RNA, 1413 nt
Organism: Effrenium voratum
Lineage: Eukaryota; Dinophyceae; Suessiales; Symbiodiniaceae
Source: the annotation of a GenBank genome assembly